Musca vetustissima is the source of this 843-nucleotide messenger RNA. RefSeq names its product trypsin-1-like. Bases 1 to 843 code for a protein of 280 amino acids. The transcript has 2 exons. Gene Ontology annotation, biological process: proteolysis. The record is from RefSeq and is a predicted model, not a curated record. Lineage: Eukaryota; Metazoa; Arthropoda; Insecta; Diptera; Muscidae. Gene Ontology annotation, molecular function: serine-type endopeptidase activity.
AUGACCAAAAUAUUUGUAUUGGCAUUUAGCCUCUGCCUGGUUGGCGUUUUGGUUAGGGAGACCCAAGGAAGAGGUUGUUUGAUACCCAAAACAACCAGAAAUCAAAGAUCUCUUCAACAGGAUGAGGAUAUAAUUCCCAUACCCCGUUUGGAUGGCCGCAUAGUUGGUGGACAUAAGGUCAAUAUUACCGAUGCUCCUCAUCAGGUUUCUCUGCAGACUUCAUCACAUUUUUGUGGUGGUUCGAUUAUCUCCAAGCAAUGGAUUUUAACCGCGGCUCAUUGCACAGAAGGCCGUACCGCUGAACGUCUUAAGGUACGCAUUGGCAGCUCGGAAUACUCCAAGGGAGGUGAACUCAUACAGGUGGCAGAAAUAGUACAACAUAAAAAAUUCAACUACUCGAAUGUGGACUAUGAUUAUUCGCUGCUGAAAUUGUCGCGAGAAAUUGAAUUCGAUGAUACAAAGCAAGCUGUGAAAUUACCCGAAACAAAAGAUAUGGAAAUGGAUGGAACCAUGUGUUUCGUUACCGGUUGGGGUAACACCCAAAAUGCUACCGAAUCUCGUGAUUGGUUACGUUUAGCUGAAGUUCCGAUAUUUAAUCAGGAACAAUGUUCAGAUAAAUAUAGGAAAUUUGGUGGUGUUACCGAACGCAUGAUAUGCGCCGGUUACAUUGAAGGUGGUAAGGAUGCCUGCCAGGGCGAUUCAGGUGGUCCAUUGGUUACGGAGGAUGGUGUCUUGGUUGGUGUUGUCUCCUGGGGUUAUGGUUGUGCUCGUCCCGAUUUUCCUGGCAUCUAUUCGAGAGUGUCAUAUGUUCGUGAUUGGAUUCGUACAAAUAGUGGGGUUUAG